Cryptosporidium muris RN66 is the source of this 1707-nucleotide messenger RNA. RefSeq names its product eukaryotic aspartyl protease family protein. The transcript has 2 exons. Gene Ontology annotation, molecular function: aspartic-type endopeptidase activity. Bases 1 to 1707 code for a protein of 568 amino acids. NCBI's taxonomy places the organism in Eukaryota, Apicomplexa, Conoidasida, Eucoccidiorida, Cryptosporidiidae. The record is from RefSeq and is a predicted model, not a curated record. Gene Ontology annotation, biological process: proteolysis.
AUGGUGAAUGAAGAUAUUUUAAUAAAAAGACCACAUAUAUAUUUAUGUAAUUUAUUAGGAUAUGAUGAUAUAUCAAAUAUAUGUUUUUCUUUUAUUGAAUAUAAUAAUUAUAUAGACUUAAGUAAGUCAGAUAAUGAAGUGAGUGAUUUUACAUCAGAAAGUUUAUCUGAAGAUAUAUUAGAAGAUAUGGAAUUAUCAAGAAUUUCCAUAGAUAAUUUUCCAUUUAAAUCAAAUAAGGGUGAGAUUUUAAAACCGAAAUUAACUAGAUACAAUGUAAAAUUUGAAGUUGUUGAAGUAGCAAAUAUAUCAUCUGUUAAUGAAACUUUAAGUAGUAAAUAUCCAUUAUAUAAAACAAAUACAAUUAUUCCAAUAUUUGAAAUUAAAAACUCAUUAUUUGUUGGACGUAUUGGAAUUGGUACACCACCUCAAUAUUUUUGGCCAAUAAUUGAUACAGGAAGUAGUAAUUUAUGGAUUAUUGGUGAUAAUUGCAAUCAACCAAGUUGUCAAAAAGCUAGACGUUAUUUACCAUUUACUUCUAGUACAUUUAGACUAUUUGAACCAUCUAGAAGAUUAUCAGUAAUGUUUGGUACUGGCAAGAUAUAUGGUAGAUUAGCAUAUGAAGAUAUUAUAUUUGGUAAUUUUAAACUAAAAAAUCAGAUAUUUGGUAUGGUUGAAGAAGAAAAGAAUACUGAAAGUAUUGAUAUCUUUGAUACAAUAUUAUUUGAAGGUAUUAUUGGUCUUGGAUUUUCUCAUAUGUCUGCAACACCAAAUUUACAACCACCUUUAAUGGAGAGAUUAGAAGAAGAAGGAGUUAUAAAUCAAAAUAUUUUUGCUUUUUAUAUAAAUGAUUAUAGAUUAAAACCUUUAGUUUCUGAAUCAGAUGCAUUGUCAAAUCCUUCUGCAUUAUUAUUACUUGGUGGAGUUGAUGAAAGACUUUAUAAUAAACCUCUUAGAAUGCUUCCUGUUGUUCGUGAACAUUAUUGGGAAGUUGAAUUAGUAUCUUUAUAUAUUGGAGAUACUAAAUAUUGUUGUGAUUAUGGUUCUUUAGCUUAUGAAUGGCAAAAAGAUCAGGAUGAAUAUUUAUUUAAGAAAUAUGGACUAUAUGAGGAUUUAUCAAUGGAUUAUUUUGUGGGUAAUAAAACAAAAGAUAAGAAAUCAAUGACUGGGUAUGUAAUAUUUGAUUCUGGUACAUCACUUUUCACUUUGCCUAAUUAUGAAUAUCAUUAUUUUAUUAAGAAAUAUCCACCAUUUGGUGAUUGUUCCCAACUUCACUUAGAUGGCAAAAAAUUAAGUAGUAAACUUUAUGAUUACUUUCCUUCAAUAACAUAUGAAUUUAUAAAUAAUACAAAAAUAGUAAUAACUCCAGAAAUAUAUUUGAUUCCGGAUGAAAAUGGUAAAUGUAAACCUGGUUUUAUGCAAAUAGACAUUCCUGGUGAAUAUGGGCAUGCAUACAUUUUAGGUUCCCUUUUCAUGAGAUCUUAUUUCACUGUAUAUGCAAAGAAUAUUCCAAAUAUUGGAUCAGCUGUUGGAAUUGCUAAAGCUAUUCAUAAUAAAGAAACACGUAAAUAUAUUUUUUCUAGAUUAGCAUCCCAAAAUCAGACAUUUGUUAUUCCUGAUGAUGAUGAAGUUGAAGAAUAUUGGAUUAAGCGUAAUGGUAGAUUAGCUGAGACUUGGAAAUUUGAAGAUAUAUUGAAUUUCUUUGAAUAA